CGGACCCUACGCAGAGAGAGGAACUGGAGACAAACUGCCAUGGACCCAGUGGAAUGGAGGAGGCUACUAUGUACAGCAGAGGCCACCCCGGCCUUAGCCUGAUUGGUAAGGUAAGUAAGCUGAGAAGCAGGCUUUGUCCUCCCAACUGGUUGGGACGUUACGCCAAGAAAAAGAAGAUCAAGCUAAGUUUGUGAACACCUAACAAAAAAAAAUACAUUACUGAAGGUUUAUAGGUUAGAUUCUCGGAACCGUCGAGGUUUUUUUUUCUUAACUUUUUUAGAUGUGCGCCAACUUGAACCUAAAUACGCGCUUGUGAUAAGUACAACAAGCGAGGAUUUCCUCCCUCGUUAAAGAAAAUUGUCUUGUCUUUCCUAGGCUUAGAAUAUCUCCAAGUCUGUCAAAAGCUCUACGAAUGUGAAUUUGAUAAUGGCAAGCUCUAGCUGUAAUAGCGAUGAAAGUGUUGAUAGAACAGAACACUAACAUGAGAAACAAACUUUCUCCGAUUUGAGACACAAUGACAUAAAAAGGAGUUAUACGACGAUAACUGUAAUUGUUAAAAAGCUUCAAGUUGAGCUAGUUUCUGGGUGCUAAACGGCAAAUUUAUUGCCCUUUAACUAUAUUGGGGUCAUUAUGAAUGGUCGAUCAAUAUACCCAAUAAGGAAUAGAAUAAAACCAAACCUGCCAGCGGUUAUCACUAAGGCACCGAAAAUUUCAAUAAUUACAUCAUUCGACCGGCGUUUGAUCAGUCGACUUGCGCGUGCUCACCGCGUUUCCCUUGGAGGGCAAAAGAUAAUCUUAAUUUUGCAGAUUUUUUUUAUUCAUCAUGUACGUUCUACAGCGCGUACCACACCUAUGUAGUCUGCCGCGGCGGUGCCACACUCACGCGUGGGCACAAAAAAGGAAAAGCACAUAAAGUGCUCCAAAGCCGAUCGAUCGACUCUGGGUACAGUUGAUGGGCGAAUUCAGCCUCUCGUCUCGACUAACUCCGAAUGCAGCUGGAUGUGAUCUUGGGGUGCAUUUUCGUGUGUUGGUAAAAUCUGCUUAUGCCUUUCAGAAUGCACUUCGCCGGGUUGCAUGUCGUGAGAUUGAACUUGCGCCCUCGGACGCAUAUGAUAGAGAGAACACAAGUGCAACAGCUGAUAUAUAGGUACGCACUUCUGAUCUACGGCAGAAAAGAAACAAAAAACGGUUCGCCGAUUGAGAGGCCCAAGUAAAACGGUGACAUUCGAACCGUGCGAGCGAAUUUUAACUUGAUAACGACUAUAAAAAGGAGUGGACAGUACUCUAGAGAAUAUAAUCAACAUACGGUUGUCACACAGUUCACAUAGCUCCCAAAAUGGCAUUCAAAUUCGCAGUCUUGGCCGCCGUCGUGGCCGUCGCUAACGCCGUCGCCAUCGGUUACCCAGCUGCCUACCCAGCCCUCGGUGUGGCCAAGGUUGCCGCUCCUCUGGCCUACCCAGCCGUUGCCAAGGUUGCUGCCCCAGUCAUCGCCAAGGCCGUCGAUGAUUAUGAUCCAAACCCACAGUACAGCUACAGCUACCACAUUGCCGAUGCCCUGACCGGAGACAACAAGGAACAGCAGGAAUCUCGCUCCGGAGAUGUUGUCACUGGAUCCUACUCUCUGGUUGAACCCGAUGGCACCCGUCGUGUCGUUGAAUACACCGCCGAUCCAGUCAACGGAUUCAACGCCGUCGUCCACCGCGAGCCACUUGCCGUGAAGGCUGUUGCCCCAGUUGCCAAGAUCGCUGCCCCUCUGGCCUACCCAGCUGCCCACGUUGGAUACCCAGCCUACGGAAAGGCCAUCCUUGGUUAAGCAUUGACUAGCCUUCACCAAUUGAACCUUUUGUGACUGCACGGAUUACACUCUGAUGAAAAUCACAAAAAAGCAUUUCCACGUGAAUUGUAUUGACGACCCGCCGCCAUCGAACCAGGACUCCGAUAGACAGUUUAGGGGAAAAAAUGUACACAUUGUACACAAACAAUUAGAAUCAUUCAUCAUGUAAAUAGUAACAUAAUCGCUCAAAGAACGUAAACGUACCAUAACAACAAAAAGAGGAAACAUCAUCCAUCGACAACGAGCAGUGUUGUUGAUAGUACGCACCGAAUUGCUGUACAGUUUGACUGUGUGUGUGACUUAAGUGUUAUUCUAGUGUUAAUAGCUCAAUCAAUCGUGAACAAUACAGAAUGAAAAGGAAACAAA
Aedes albopictus (Asian tiger mosquito) is the source of this 2200-nucleotide messenger RNA. Its product is annotated as larval cuticle protein A2B. Gene Ontology annotation, cellular component: extracellular matrix. The record is from RefSeq and is a predicted model, not a curated record. The transcript is spliced from 3 exons. Lineage: Eukaryota; Metazoa; Arthropoda; Insecta; Diptera; Culicidae. The coding region runs from base 1337 to 1813 and encodes 158 amino acids.